Hansenula anomala is the source of this 2757-nucleotide messenger RNA. RefSeq names its product mismatch repair ATPase MSH1 (gene MSH1). Gene Ontology annotation, cellular component: nucleus. The record is from RefSeq and is a predicted model, not a curated record. Gene Ontology annotation, molecular function: mismatched DNA binding; ATP binding; ATP-dependent DNA damage sensor activity. Gene Ontology annotation, biological process: mismatch repair. The transcript has a single exon. Bases 1 to 2757 code for a protein of 918 amino acids. Lineage: Eukaryota; Fungi; Ascomycota; Saccharomycetes; Phaffomycetales; Wickerhamomycetaceae.
AUGCGAUGGUCGUCAAACAGUCCAACAAACCAGUCGAGAUCUCCAACUGUUCAUACAAUAUCAUUGGGGACCUUACCUAAGAAGCUCUCGAAAGUAGAGAAAGUGUUGAAUCAAGAGAAGCCAGAUCAAUAUGAAAUAAAUGAAUUCAAGAAACGUGACUUGCCACCUUCAUUAAAGGCUGUCCGAGAAAUGAUGGAUAAAUAUAAAGACUAUGUUGUCAUCACACAACUUGGAAGUUUCUUUGAACUUUACUUCGAACAUGCUGUUGAAUAUUCACCAAAGCUAAACCUCACAUUAGCUAAAAGAAACUUGAAAGAGUCAGCAAUACCGAUGGCAGGUUUUCCACUGUCACAAUUGGAUAGACAUUUGAAGGUUUUGGUUCAAGAUUUGAACGUCGGUGUUGCUAUAGUUGAACAGUUCAAGAAUGAGACAGGUAUUGACAAUGAAGUACAGAAAGUAACACGUCGCCUCACAAGGAUUAUUACUCCAGGUACAUUGGUUGAUGAAGUGUUUUUGAAUGAGCAGGAAAAUAACUAUUUACUAUCUGUUGAUUUUCCAGAUACAGCCUUUAAAAGAGAAGCUUUACCAGAUCUCAAGGUUGGUCUUGCAUGGACAGAUCUAUCAGUCGGAUCCAUUUUUGUCCAGGAAACAACCCUCAAAGAUUUAAUCUCCACCAUCACCAGAAUCAAACCAAGUGAAAUUCUCUUAGAUGAAAAACUUGUCCCUGAACAAUUAGAAUCUGGGGAAUGGUACUCGGAGCUGGUGGAACUCAAGAGAUAUUUUAGGAAGUUUCAGGCCCUUCCAUCACUCCAAAAGACCUUGGAUCUUUACAAUCACAUGUUCAGUUCAUUUUCAAAAACUGCAGAAAACACAAUGAAAGAACUUACACAGAAAGAAACUGCUGCUUUGAGAAACCUACUACAAUAUAUUGAAAAUCAUUUGCCGGAUUCUCCAAUAAAUCUUCAGCUUCCAGUGAGACAAAUCCCAGAGAAUAUAAUGCAAAUAGACACAAGAACAAGUGAUGCCCUCGAACUACACAAAACUUUUAAAGAUGAGGGCAGGAAGGGAUCACUUAUCUCGAGUGUCAAAAGAACUGUAACGCAAUCAGGUGCUAGGCUUUUAUCUCAAUGGAUCUCAGCACCAUCUACUGACUUGAAGGAAAUCAAAAACAGACAAGCAUUGGUCACUUUGUUUUUUAAGAACACAAUUUUCAGAACAAACGUUAUUGCUAAGCUGACUGAAGUUCAUGAUAUAAGCAGGAUUGUUCAAAGGUUUGCUCUUGGAAGAGGAACAGCUUUAGAUUUGGUAUAUUUGGCACGCUCAAUUGAAGUAGUAGGUAGCUUACAAUCAAUUUUAAAAAUGGAAGCAGUUAAAUCAAAAGCCAAUGCUAAGGUUUUGGAAGAAUACCUGGAAAACUAUGAUUCCUUGGAAAACCUGUCAAAGACAAUUCUUGAUAACCUCGAUGAAGUUGCGUUACUACAGACUAUUAGAUCAGAGCAAGAAGAAUUGGAGAAAGAGAUUGCUCCAUCUCAGAAGUCGCAAUUGGAUGAAGAAUUGGUCAAUAGUGAUAGUUUUCUAUGGACAGUCCGUCCGAAUGCUUCGAAAGGUCUAUCAAAAUUGCAUGAAAUGCAUAACUCACUUUUGAAUGAAAAAGCUGCUCUAAUAGAACAUCUUGAAAAAGUAUUGCUGGUUGACUUAAAGUUCAAGUCCGUUGAAUUUAAGUUUAGUCCUUCCUUAGGUUAUCAACUUUAUCUGAGAGCCUAUAAAGGAAGUGACCAUGAUAGACUCAAAGAGCUUUUACCAGAGGCCACCAUCUCUCAAAAAAGUUCAUCAACCAAAUGGUUAAAUUAUCCCAACUGGUCCAGUUUAGGUUCAAAAAUUGAUUCAAUUAAACAUAAAAUUAGAGCCGAGGAAGAAAAUGUCAUCAAAAUGUUGAAGAAAGAUGUCGUUAGGCAAAGCUUACCGUUGAGAAAUGUGGCCAACUGGCUGGAUUUUCUGGAUGUUACGAGCUCAUUUGCAGUUUUAUCGCUUGAUCGUAAUCUGGUGUGUCCUAGUGUUGAUGAUAGUUUGGAAUUAGAAAUUAAAAAUGGGAGACACCUAGUGGUGGAAGAAGGUUUGAAACAAUCGCUGAAGAACUUCACUCCAAACAACUUUGAGAUAGGGAAAAAUGAUCAAAUGUGGGUAAUUUCAGGUCCAAAUAUGGGUGGGAAAUCUACAUUUUUACGCCAGAAUGCAAUCAUUGUUAUUUUAGCUCAAAUAGGCUGUUAUGUUCCAGCUGAAUCUGCCAGGAUAGGUAUUGUUGACAAAAUUUUUAGUAGGGUUGGGGCUGCUGAUGACUUGUACAAUGAGAUGAGUACAUUCAUGGUGGAAAUGGUUGAGACCAGCUAUAUUUUGAAAGGUGCAACUGUGCGCUCUUUAGCUAUCUUAGACGAAGUUGGAAGAGGAACUAGUGGAAGAGAAGGAUUGGCUAUUGCGUUUGCAACCCUAGAUCAUAUGGUGAAAGUCAAUAGAUGCAGAGGUUUAUUUGCCACUCAUUUUGGACAAGAACUUCAUGGACUACUCUCGGAGAAUAGUUCAAUGGAUCGUGUCACAUUCAAAAGGACAAAGAUUGGCUACUUCAACAACAAAUUACUCUUUGAUCACACCUUAGAAGAUGGUAUUUCAGAAAAAUCUUAUGCCAUUAACGUGGCUGCUUUAGCAGGAUUUCCAAAAGAAGCUUUGCUUAUUGCUGAUAAGGCCCUCAAAACACUGCAAUAA